This is a messenger RNA of Porites lobata, 748 nucleotides long. NCBI's taxonomy places the organism in Eukaryota, Metazoa, Cnidaria, Anthozoa, Scleractinia, Poritidae. The record is from the annotation of a GenBank genome assembly.
AUGACCAUCCAGUGUGAUCAUAUUAUUGAGGCCAGAAGACCUGUCAUUGUUGUUGUUGAGAAAGAGAGUAACAAGGCAAUUAUUGUGGAUAUUGCUUCACCAUGGGAUCACAGAGUCUAUGAAAAGGAGAGUGAAAAGGUUGAGAAAUACCAAGAUUUGAAGAGGGAGACGAGAAAAUCCAUGGGGUAUUAGACGUGUGGAAGUGGUACCGGUAGUGGUUGGUGCACUCGGUGCAGUAAGCAAAAGAUUGGAUACAUGGCUUGACAAGCUGGGGAUUACCAUUAAUACGGGUUUCCUGCAGAAAAAGGCUUUGUUGGGAACAGCAAGGAUUUUGAGGAAGGUACUGGAAAGUUAAAGGAGGAGAACUAACCCAAAGGACCUUUUAACAUUGGCUAUGGCUCGCUCCCCGCUUGGUGUAAUGUCGGUACAACAUUCACCAGAGCUAAACGGCAUUUCGUUGAUAAUAAAAAUCAAUAAUUCUCAGCGAGAAAUGUGGCUUUGAAAGGACACUACCGCAAACUGGUAUCACCACAAACCGGAUCCAGUCUGUCAUACUGAGAAGUACAAACUGUCGUGGGAUUUUAAGAUCCAAUUAGACCAUUAUAUUGAACACAACAAGCCCGAUAUUGUGCUCCUAAAUAAGGAACAUAAAUCGUGCAUUAUAGUUGAUGUUGCCUGCCCAUCCGACACCAGAAUAAUUAGCAAGAAUUUAAGAGAGAAGACCGAUAAUUACUGUGCCUUGAAAUAG